UUACGGACUCUCCGAGCGGAAUCAUCACUCAAAUGUUAACUUAAGUAACAUUAUUUUUUUUAAAUCACAUGUCUGUGUACACGGGGAGCGUAGAUGUCGGACACCGGAGAGGAGUGGCAGGUGGCCCGGCGACGAAAAGGCGCAGCGCGGAAAUCAAAGUCACUUCAGGUGUCCUCUGCUUCAACAUGCUGCCAGGAGCAGCUGGAUAUCGGGAAAACUGUAAAACGGAUUAGAGAUACAGUGUCUGAGCUAAGAUGUGAGGAGUUUUGGCAAGAGUGGAAAGAGCAGCUACUGGUAGCAGGAUCAGCAUCCCUCUCAAAACCUCCAGAGAAUAAGGACACAGAGGAUCCGACUGACCAGCUGGAGAAGAGAGGAGAAGGCAGACUGUCUCAACAGCUGGAGUGUGUGUGUUAUGGCCUUGGCUCCUUUUCCUCCUGUGUCUCGGCUCGCUACCAGCUUGCCAUGUUGCUGCUGCUGCUGGAUGCAGGACAGAUUCCACUGAAGGACUGCUCUGUUUAUGACCCUGCGUUCUCCACCGGAGAGAGGGAUGCUUUGAAAGAGCUGGGUCUGACUGUACUCACAGAAAAUGAGGAGGGGAAGCGUGUGGCAACUAAGCCCACACUCUUUUACCUGAUGCAUUGUGGGAAAGCUCUGUACAACAACCUUCUGUGGAAGAACUGGAGUAUACAAUGUCUUCCUCUGAUGAUAAUCAUUGGAAACAGCUUCAAUGGCAUGAGGGACAGGAUGAUCGAGAGAGAGUUCGAGCGGGACUACGGCUACAUUCGACAGGCUGUGGAUGUGUGUGAGGAGAGACAGCUGCCUUGUCCAUCGCGUCUGAUUGAUGUCUUCAGUGACACAGCAGUCAUUACCUUUCCUACCAGCAGCCUUAACAGACUCCCACAAUCCACCUGGGCAGAGCCACCUGAACCGCAUUACCAACACUGCCCUGAUUUGGAGAUUAUACUGAGGGAAACACAGAGUUGACACAGGAGACAGAUAAUACUGGACAUUUUUUUUAUGUUUCUAUUGAAGUUUUUUAAUAAAUGAACUAUGCUACAAAUUGAGGGUUGACUCAAUAACUGAGCCACUAUCCCACUUUACAGAAGAGGAAAAGAUAGAGUUGAUAAUCUUGGAUUAAUUAAUAUAAAAAGUAUUAUAGGUGUAUUUUCAUGUGUUUGCAUCUGUCAGAUUCAACUUUAUGUCUUACAAACAAGACAAUUUAAUGAAACUGUUUUAUAUUCCAAAUAAAUCAAACUUUCCCAU
This is a messenger RNA of Toxotes jaculatrix (banded archerfish), 1263 nucleotides long. It is a transcript of the gene srrd, whose product is annotated as SRR1 domain containing. The record is from RefSeq and is a predicted model, not a curated record. NCBI's taxonomy places the organism in Eukaryota, Metazoa, Chordata, Actinopteri, Toxotidae. Bases 94 to 984 code for a protein of 296 amino acids. Gene Ontology annotation, cellular component: nucleus; cytoplasm. Gene Ontology annotation, biological process: microtubule-based process. The transcript is spliced from 6 exons.